Neltuma alba is the source of this 2298-nucleotide messenger RNA. Its product is annotated as protein CHLOROPLAST IMPORT APPARATUS 2-like. The coding region runs from base 797 to 2044 and encodes 415 amino acids. The record is from RefSeq and is a predicted model, not a curated record. Gene Ontology annotation, cellular component: nucleus. Gene Ontology annotation, molecular function: protein binding. The transcript has 3 exons. Lineage: Eukaryota; Viridiplantae; Streptophyta; Magnoliopsida; Fabales; Fabaceae. Gene Ontology annotation, biological process: regulation of DNA-templated transcription.
CAGAGACUGAGCAUUGUCUCUUCCACCGUUCUCAUCUCAUCUUCUUCGUUCUUCCACCUCCUCCAGCCAUUAACACACCCACACCCUCUCUUAGUCUCUUUCUCUCUCACUCUCUCUCUUUGACACAGCCUGCGUUCAUAGAUUGUGUCUUUCUAGAUUUUUUUGCCUAUAUAUCUUCUCCUGGUGACUUGCUGUGCUGUGCUCUCUCAUCGCCUCCUUCUCCUCUCUCUGUAUUGUCACCAGUCAACCGAAUUUAUCACUGCCCAAGACACUGAGGCCCUCCCUUCUCUUAUUGGAAAACUUUCUUUUCCCAGAAAAUUUUCUGAUUUUCUAUAAUACCCAGGCACCUAUCACAGCUUUGGUAGGUAUCUGGGUAGGUGGUUGUGGGAAUUACUCUUCUAGCGAUUUGGGAUACCUACUCCUAUAUUUUGCUUUCUUCGGUUUUGUUUGACUACUUGGGAGCCAAGUUUUUAGUGGAGUCUUCAGAGUUUUUUAUCCUGGCUCUGGUGUUCUUCUGUUUAUUAUUUUUUUCCUCUUAAAAGUUCUUGGCUUUUUCUUCCUUUUUUGUUUGUUAUUUUUCAGGAAAAAGGCCGUCCACUGUUUGUUUCUUGUACUUUCUGGGUUUAGGGUUUUGUACCCUUCUCUACGUGAUUUAGCUUUCUCUUCCUUUUCAAUUUAGGGAAAAUGAGGAUCUUUUCAUGCUCUGGUAACUGUGAUUCUGUUUAAUUUUCAAUCUCAGCUUAUGAACUUGAGCUCAAAAUCUUAUUGAGGUUCAUCUUCAUACCUGUUCGCAAAGAUGUCUUCGAUCUUAACUGGAGCAGGUGGUGGAAGAACCUACGGGUUCGACUUAGAUUUUGUGAAAUCUCCAUCUCCGUUGAUCCGUCCUUCUCAUACAUCGUCAUCUUCUACUUCUUCUGCUUCUUCAACAAUAUCUGAAUCCAGCAAUUCCCCUUUAACAAUCUCGACCAGAAAAUCUCGAGCUCCCCGAAAAAGACCGAAUCAAACCUACAAUGAAGCUGCUGCUUUGCUAUCCACAGCCUAUCCCAAUCUCUUUUCCAACAAGAACCUCAAAAAACCAGGCCAAUUCUGCAGACCUAAUGAUGCUGCUUUUCUGGAUGAAUCUGCAGAGGAACUGUUCUUGCCUUUCAGAGUCUUCGAUGAUUCUGCUGCCUCUUUCCUCCUUCAACAACAAAUUCAGCACAAGCCUAGUUCUCCAAUGGAUCCCAAAAUGGUGAAUCUACAAGAAAAGUCGUGCCAGAGUCCCGGGGAGAUUAUCUCGCGAGUGAAUUCGUUGGAAUUAAACGAUGAUUGCGAAGAAGAUUUCGAUGCCGAAUCCAUUCUCGAUGAGGAGAUCGACGAGGGAAUCGAUAGCAUCAUUGGAAGCAGAGCUGAAGAAGAUUCCAAUGAUGCAUCCUGUCACGGCGAAGGGGGGAAUAAUUGGAGCGUGGAUUCCUCAGGAUUCGGAUGUGGCGCAAAACUCGAUUUCCGACUGGGGCUGGUGAAGGCUCUCCGGCGUGUCGAUGACAGCAAUUGGUGGAAUUUCCCGGCGGUUGACAUAGUGGAAAUCUCGCCAAGAAUCAACAAGCACACGUCGUCAUUUGCUGCGCCGGCGGAAAAGGAGAAGAAGAAGAAGAAAACGUCGUCGUCGACGACGACGAAGAAAGUGGCGGAGAAGACGAAGAUGAAAUCACUGAGAGCAAUUUCGAUUCCGAAAUCGAAUGCCUCAAAACUGAUGUUAAAACUGAACUACGACGACGUUUUGAGUGCUUGGUCCGACCGAGGGUCGCCGUUCGCCAACGGACGUCGUGGCUCCGAUUCACCUGGAAAUAAUGCCAAUGCCCAAGAAGCCCAUAUAGAUUUGCUGACAAAUAUGGGCGGAGUGAGGGAAGCGAGCGUGAUGCGCUACAAAGAAAAGCGGCGGACACGUCUCAUCUCUAAGAAGAUUAGAUAUCAAGUCAGAAAAGUCAACGCUGAUCAACGGCCCAGAAUGAAGGGGCGAUUUGUGAGGAGGGCCAAUCACAGCUCAAAUCCAGAUGGACGGUGAUAAUUGAGGACCAUAUGUGUUUCUAUAGAAAUGAACGAUUUUGUGCAAUUUUUUGUUGUUGGUUUAUUGUAAUUUAAUUGAUUUUCUUGAUUGUUUCUUUUUUUUUUUUAAUUUCUUUCAUUUUACAAGUAGCUUAUGAAAUUACCACAAGGUGAGAAGAGUAUUUAGAGUUUAAAUUCUCCAAAAUUACAGUUCAGGACUGCAGGCUGAAACAUCCCCCCCCGGGUAAAUGAAAAAGAAGGACCCUUUUAGUA